UACCGGAAGUAAAUGUUAAAUCCCAGAUUAGCUCUGCAAGAGCACGUCGCUCUUAUCUGAAUCAAUAUUCAGUCAUGCAAUGGGGAAAUAUGUGCCUGAAAUUAUUUUUUUAUUUGUCAUUUUUAGGAACUGUGGUUUAUUCCAAAGUGGGUCCGAAAGUAACGGAUAAGGUAUUUUUUGACAUCACUGUAGGAGGACAUGAGGUUGGCAGGAUUGUGAUCGGGCUUUUCGGAGAGGUUGUGCCUCUGACUGUGAAGAACUUUGUUACUCUCGCUUCUGGAGAGAAAGGAUAUGGUUACAAAGGAAGCAAGUUCCAUCGUGUCAUCAAGGACUUUAUGAUUCAAGGAGGGGACUUCACAUCUGGAGAUGGAACAGGAGGUAAAAGCAUCUAUGGAAAGACUUUUGCAGAUGAAAACUUUAAGCUAAAGCACCAGGGCACAGGCUGGGUCAGCAUGGCUAAUGCAGGCCCAGACACCAAUGGCUCACAAUUCUUCAUCACGUUAGCACGGGCUCCCUGGCUGGAUGGCAAGCAUGUUGUCUUUGGCAAGGUCUUGGAAGGCAUGACUGUUGUUCACACCAUUGAGCUCCAGGACACAAACGACAGAAAUAUGCCUUACACGGAGUGUGUUAUAGUGAACAGUGGGAAGAUCGAGGUCAAAGCACCAUUUGUUGUAGAAGUGGAGGGUUGGUAGUAUCGCACACAACACAGCUCUGGACUUAAUUUUCCUUCCUUCAUCCUGUAAAGUUCUCCCUUCUCUAUUCCCCGCUCUACGGAAGCCCUAAGCAGUCAUGUAUUAUUAUUAUUAUGUUUUGUAUUAUUAUCUUUCUCGUGAUCACAACUUCAUUUUCUCCUGAUCUCAACAUAACAAAAUUGUUGUUUUCUCGUGAUAUUUUCUCAUGAUCACGGCUUAAUUUUUCUGUGUACUUGACAUUACAUGUUUUUAUUGUUCUGGGGGCAACAAAAGCUUAGCGUAAUCCCGCAGCAUCAUGGAUGAACAAAUUAGUUUUUACUUUGAUCACGGACUCAAGCUGAAACAGCUACAUGUCUGACAGUGAUUGACAAGUUUCACAUUAGUGUCCGACACUUGACAAGACAAGGGGACACCCUUCUCUCUUAAUGUGGAGAUAAAGUCCAUUUCUAUAGCGGGCAUUUAAUUAAAUUUAUGAUGACGAUGUUGGAGACACCAAUGUGCAUGCAAAACCAGUCCCAUUUUCUCAAGAUUUUCUUGUGAUAAAAUUAUAUUGUGAGAAAGCAGCUUUUGUUAUGUUGAGAUCACAAGAAAACAACUUUUUAUUACGUGGAUAUCAUGAGAAAAUUAAGUUGUGAUCACUAGAAAACAAUAAGAGAAAAAAAUAAUAAUGCAUGGCCACUUCUGGGGCUUGCUGUACUCCUCCAUCCUGAACAGUAUUACAGUGGAGAGUGAAUCUAUGUUUAACAAAUAGUUUGCAUUUUGAAAUGAGGAAAAGCAGCCAAUAAAUCAUCAGCAUUUUUGGGUAAUUCUUCACGACUGUUAAACAUCCCAAGUGGCUUAUGAAGCUGGUUUCCAAGCAUGCGCAAAGCAACCAUCAGUGUACUUUGAAGUAUCUAAAAUAUAGUAAUAAUAAUAAAAUAUAAAACUUUUUUCCACUUACUUUAUAGUUCUGAUGCAUUCACUAUUGAAAAUAGAAAUGGGUAGGUUUGUCUAAACAUACUGUGUAGUACUCUAUAUUGCUAUUUUGGAUUAAAUCAAAUUUGAUAAUUCUAUGAUUCAAACUGAAACAACCCAGAGUAAUAAAGGAACAGGCCAAGGAUAAGCUAAGGUUCUCAUGUAAUAUGUAGUAACCAUAUUCAUGUAUACAUACAUGUUCUUUCUAUGACACAUUUAAAUGGCUAAAACAUAUCAUUUGAUUAUAUAAUCAUAAUUAUUCAAGGAUGCAAUCACUCAUGUGCCAAAUAUGUAUGUACUUGGAUGCCAAAUUAGUGUACUCGCAAAACACAUUUACAGUAUUAAGGGUUCAAAAGUAGAGCAUAUUUGUGUAAUAUAGGAAACUAAUUCUCACACCUAAUGGUAUUAAUUAAUUUAGGAGUCCUGGUGCCAAAAACAAAUAUACUUGAACGUAUUGUGUCAAUUAAUUUAAUUACAUGUUUUAGAUGAAAUUUUAAGAAGUUGGCUAGUCCUAUUUCUAUAGAGUAUUUUAAAGAAUACAGUCACUGUAUAUCAAAAACAGCCUGUGUUGUUGGUGCAGUAUUGAACAAUUGUUGAUUCUUGUACAAAAUCUGUGUUCAUGGCCCUUUAAUUUACAGAUUCUUAAAAUCAACACUUUUUGUCUUGUAUUUUAAAUGUUUUAUUUGAAUAUCAGCUGAAGUAUAUUUUCUAUAUUUUACAUUAUUCAAAUUAAAUCAUAAACUAUUAGUAACUAUUUCACUUUGCAUUAAAUGAUUUAUGUAAAGACCUGGAAUAAACUCUUCUACCCUAAA
Molecule: messenger RNA, 2458 nt
Organism: Ictalurus punctatus (channel catfish)
Lineage: Eukaryota; Metazoa; Chordata; Actinopteri; Siluriformes; Ictaluridae
Gene: ppic
Product: peptidylprolyl isomerase C
Exons: 5
Coding region: 75-692 (205 amino acids)
Biological process (GO): protein folding; protein peptidyl-prolyl isomerization
Cellular component (GO): intracellular membrane-bounded organelle
Molecular function (GO): peptidyl-prolyl cis-trans isomerase activity
Source: RefSeq, a predicted model, not a curated record